This is a messenger RNA of Meloidogyne enterolobii, 245 nucleotides long. The record is from the annotation of a GenBank genome assembly. NCBI's taxonomy places the organism in Eukaryota, Metazoa, Nematoda, Chromadorea, Rhabditida, Meloidogynidae.
AUGUUUAAUGAAUUAUAUUUCAGACUGUCACCUUCGAUGGAAAUGUUGGCGAUAUUGCUCCAGUUCCUUCUGUGCGUGCGCCUAAGUCCGGCGAUGGAAUAUUCCAACUUCUUGAUCCUGAUGAUUCCUUUGCAUAUCGUUCGGAUGAUGAAUCUCUCCGUCUGGGCGAAAUGUUUGGGAGCAAUGAUCAGAGCAUAAACACCGCCAAAGAACAAGAGAUGCAACCACAUUCUGUUGAAAAGAAG